AUGCCCCACUUCUUGGAUUGGUUUGUGCCCGUGUAUCUGAUGAUCUCCAUUCUCAUCCUGGUGGGCUUUGGAGCCUGCAUUUACUACUUUGAACCAGGACUCCAGGAAGCCCAUAAGUGGCGAACACAGAGGCCAAUCAUGGAGCGAGACCUUUGGAAGACGCUGAUGAUUCGGGACAACCUGGCCUUUGGGGUGCCUGAGGUCUGA
Haemorhous mexicanus (house finch) is the source of this 207-nucleotide messenger RNA. RefSeq names its product small integral membrane protein 45 (gene SMIM45). Bases 1 to 207 code for a protein of 68 amino acids. The transcript has a single exon. The record is from RefSeq and is a predicted model, not a curated record. Lineage: Eukaryota; Metazoa; Chordata; Aves; Passeriformes; Fringillidae.